GGCAGCAUCAGAAGAAGAGUCAAGAGGAUCAGAUAGAUCCACAACACAACAGACCCGCUCCGAUCAACUCCUGUUUCCUCAGCUCGACAGAGGACAGGGGAUGGAGGGAUGAUCCAGACCGACUCCGUUCCGCAAGAUCUUCCUUCUCUCUUUCCUCCGCCUAUUCUGUUCGAUCCUCGCCCGCCGCGUCCGCCGCUGGAGCUGAGGCCUGGAUGCGGAUUCCGAUGCGCGGCAGAACUGCGGUGUUUGCGGCCCUGUUGGCGCUCAGUACCUGCCUAACAGGUUCUAACUUAUGUCCACGCAGUUUGGACUGUGCCCGAGCAGGACGGCACUUCUGCCGACAAGGCAGCUCACACUGCGGGCCCUGCCUGUACCCUCUGGUGGAGGAUCAUCAUGGCCGCUGUGUCGACAAGAGAAGACAUCUUCAUCAUUCUGCUCAGGCUGCUAAAGGUAAGGUGAGGGCUUAUCCUGAGCUGGAUCAGGAGAUUGAUGUCCUGUCAGACAUCAUCAGUGAACAGAGAUCCGAGUCCAGGAUGCCAGCCCCACCCUCCCAGGACAUGAAGGCAGAGCAGCUCACCGGACACAGAGGAUCCCCCACAGACCAAACCAGCAGCCUGAGCAUCACACUCAGCACUUCAAGUGCACCUUCCACUACCAACUGCAGCCCCGGCCGGCUGGGCGAGCCCCACAUUACUGCCUACCCCCCAACUACCAAGUGUUUCUCAGUAAUUAUGACCAGUGUGAUCAUCGCAGUGUGUUUACUGGUCUUGGUCAUAUCUGGAAUCUGCUGUGUCAGAAUGGUGAGAGAUGCAUAUCUGCAGGCUCAGAAGUUGGACUAUCCUGCAUGUGAAACCCAAAACUUUGGAAACUUUCCUGGGGACCAGAAACUGGCCCACAGUGCCCAGAUGUACCACUACCAGCACCAGAAACAACAGAUGCUUUCCCUGCAGCAACAUAGGGAUGAGCUCAGACCACCUGACACAGGAGCAUCAACAGAUGAGGAGAAUGAUGGAGAUUUCACCGUCUACGAGUGUCCUGGGCUGGCACCAACAGGAGAAAUGGAGGUGAAGAACCCAUUGUUUGAUGACGCCAACCUUUACCUACACAGAUUCCACAAACGAGCUCUGCUCCACAGGCUCACAUGUCUGAUUCUGGAGGCUGCUGCCUGCCUCUUUGCAUCUGCUCCAGAACAGAGCUCAGCCAGGAUGGGCAGCAGAGACACUUUAAGGAAGGAAUCUGGAGAUGAAGCCUUGACUCUGUCUCAUCAUCAGUGAAGAUGUGAAGGAGGUCGUCAAAUACACAAACCCCUCCAGCAGACAUAUUUAUCCAGAUUGACAGAACUUGUGGAGCAAAACACAGUUCAUGGGGCAUGCAAAUCAAAGAUCAAAUUGUCAUGUUGCAUUUUUAUGUUUUUUUUCCCCUCUGCUAAAAUCUCUGCUGAUUUUUUUUUUGUUUGUUUGUUUGUUCUCUUCCGAAUUAAUAAUUAUGUAAAGGAGCUUUAGAACAAUACAAAUUGUCUUUGGCCUCUUUAUAUGUUCUCCAU
Poeciliopsis prolifica (blackstripe livebearer) is the source of this 1543-nucleotide messenger RNA. RefSeq names its product neural proliferation differentiation and control protein 1-like. NCBI's taxonomy places the organism in Eukaryota, Metazoa, Chordata, Actinopteri, Cyprinodontiformes, Poeciliidae. The record is from RefSeq and is a predicted model, not a curated record. The transcript has 10 exons. Gene Ontology annotation, cellular component: membrane. Bases 213 to 1274 code for a protein of 353 amino acids.